CUCAUGCUUGCUUCACGCAAGCUUCUAACGGCGUCUGCUUCUUCGCGUGGCUUCUAAGCCUUAAUUCGUUUUCUCCAUCGGAUACCACCAAACCCUAAAAGCCUUAAUUUCUUUAAAAAGAUCCUAAAGCCUUUCAACUUCGCACCUUUUUUGUUCUUCUUCUUCUUCUUCUUCUUCUUCUUCUCAAUUCUCAAUCCACUAAAAUCAGAAACCCUAACUAUCUAUCUAUAUAUAUAUAUAGCUACAGGAUAUAUAAAUAGUAUUCGUCUUUUGAUUUGAUCAUUAAUUAGUUAAUUAAUUGUAUGUCAUGAGUACUAGCGUAGCUGGAAGCAGCGGCGGUGGAGGAGGUAGCAGCGGAGGUGGUGGUGGCGGCGGCGGCGGCGGCGGUGGAGGUCCGUGCGGGGCGUGUAAGUUUUUGAGAAGGAAGUGCGUCGCCGGGUGCAUUUUCGCGCCAUACUUUGAUUCCGAGCAAGGCGCGGCGCACUUCGCGGCGGUGCAUAAAGUGUUCGGCGCCAGCAACGUGUCGAAGCUGCUGCUGCAUAUUCCGGCGAGCAAGCGCCUCGAUGCGGUGGUGACGAUUUGCUACGAGGCGCAGUCGCGGCUGAGGGAUCCGAUUUACGGCUGCGUCGGACAUAUCUUUGCUCUUCAGCAGCAGGUGGUGAGUCUGCAAUCGGAGCUGGCUUAUCUGCAAGCCCACCUGGCCGCCCUGGAAGUUCCGACGCCGGCGCCGGCGCCGUCGCUGUUCGCACACCCGUCGCAGAUCAUAUCAGACUUGCCGGCAAUGCCGGCGGCGUACGAUCACCUCUCAGCUCUGUGCGAUUCCAUGGUGUACCCGUCCUGGACCCUCCACCAGAGGCAGCAAAUAGACCCCAUACAGUUCCCAGCCGCAGGCGGCGGCGGCGGCGGCGCCAGGCCGGCGCCGGAGAUGGCGUCCCUCAGCAACAACGAUCUUCAGGAAAUGGCACGUGAUCUACUCAACCGGCACGCGCCUCCUGUAACUUGCAGAAACCAGGCUUCUGCUUUCCCUCCCAACUCUUUUUGAUUGAAAAUCUUAAUUUAAGAAAUAAAAUAAAAUAAAAAGGAUCGAAACAAAUUAAAUUAAAAUUCGUUGGUUGGUAAUUUUAUUGUAGUGUUGUUGUCGUAUGUUGUUUUUCUUUUUUUGCUUUUAGUUGGUUAAUUGGCAGCACUGUUUUUAAGUGUCUUCGUCUCUAAUGGAAGGUUACAAUUCUGUAAUCAUAUAUCAGUUGCUUUGCCUCA
Messenger RNA from Andrographis paniculata, 1257 nucleotides. RefSeq names its product LOB domain-containing protein 18. NCBI's taxonomy places the organism in Eukaryota, Viridiplantae, Streptophyta, Magnoliopsida, Lamiales, Acanthaceae. Bases 308 to 1042 code for a protein of 244 amino acids. Gene Ontology annotation, cellular component: nucleus. Gene Ontology annotation, biological process: hormone-mediated signaling pathway; positive regulation of DNA-templated transcription. The record is from RefSeq and is a predicted model, not a curated record. The transcript has 2 exons.